Molecule: messenger RNA, 2928 nt
Organism: Copidosoma floridanum
Lineage: Eukaryota; Metazoa; Arthropoda; Insecta; Hymenoptera; Encyrtidae
Molecular function (GO): nucleic acid binding
Source: RefSeq, a predicted model, not a curated record
AUGGCUCGAGUCGUUCUUGUCGCGGAGCACGGAAGCACAAUUGAAGUUCGAGCUCCAAUCGAUCCCGGGGCUCAGAGAAGUUUUGUUAUAGAGUCGGUUAUCGCGGAUCUUGGUAUUAGAGGACUGCCGUCGUCGUGCUCAGUCGUUGGUUUUGGGGAAAGCGAAACGAAACCAAUAGGUUAUAUGGAGCCAGUUCCAAAGCAUGAUAGUAAUAAAUCGUCGUACUACAUGCCACACCAUGCCGUUUUUCGCCAAGGGAACCCGGAUAAAAUUCGUGUAGUUUUUAACGCCUCACAGCGGGCAUCGUCGGGUCAGUCUUUAAAUGACUUUCUCUUGCCAGGGGCGAAGCUCCAAUUGGAUAUAACAGUCGUCAUUAUGCAUCAUGAUGAUAUCGAUUGGCAGCGAAUAGUUUGGAGGCUGGAUCGCUCUCAACCUAUUCAAGACUACAGGGCAACAACCGUGACGUAUGGCACCGCUUUGGCGCCGUAUUUGGCUCUCAGAGUUCUCCAGCAGCUGGCUCAUGACGAGGGUGGUGCAUAUCCGGAAGCGGCAAUCAUCCUACGUCAUCAGAUGUAUGUCGACGAUGCAUUCGGCGGAGCUGACGACGUGGGGUCUGCUCUACGCUGCAGGGAUCAGCUCAUCACGGUUUUGAAAUCGGCUGGCAUGUUGUUGAGUAAGUGGGCGGCCAACGAUGCUGCGCUGUUGGGAGGCUUGGACUCGCUGGCUGACUCUGAAAUUGCGUUCAAAGUCGAGGAGAGUGUAUCUGCUCUGGGACUUUUGUGGCAGCCAAGGGACGACGUCUUUGGUUUUAGAAUUGAAUGGGCAUCAGCUGGAUCGGAGCUGACCAAAAGAGGAAUUCUUUCAGAUAUUUCACGAUUAUUUGAUCCUAUGGGUUGGCUGGCCCCUGUAUUGAUUACAGCGAAAAUUGUGUUACAGGAUGUUUGGCUUUCAGGGGUCGAUUGGGACGAUCGCGUGCCUGGAGAGCUGUGUAAGAAAUGGUCUGGUUUUCGAUCGUUGCUCGGAGAUCUUACUAAGAUCAAAAUACAGAGGUGGAUUGGAGGGGCCGAAACAGAUGGAUGGACUUUGCAUGGCUUUGCAGACGCUUCCAAGCGCGCAUAUGCGGCAGCAAUAUAUGCUGUACUACCCGGAUGCUCGUCUACUUUAUUAAUAGCAAAGACAAAGAUUGCACCAGUCAAGGUGCAAUCACUUCCUAGGCUUGAAUUAUGUGGUGCUCAUCUGCUGGCUCGCUUAAUUGGAGGUACCCUGGCUCGGUUGAGAAGACCGCCGGACGAAAUUCACUUAUGGACAGAUUCAAGGGUGGUUUUGGAUUGGCUGGCCUCGCACCCGUCUCGCUGGCAGACAUUUGUUGCCAACCGUGUUAGCGAGAUAGUAUCAUCGCUUCCCCAGGCACAAUGGCAUCACGUCCGUUCGGCUCAGAAUCCUGCAGACUGCGCUACUCGAGGAGUCACGCCGGCUCAGCUCUCAACGCAUGAUCUCUGGUGGAGGGGACCUGCUUGGUUGGUUCUAUCAAGUUCAGAAUGGCCAAUGCUCGACGUCGGUGAUCGUGCGGAAUCGUUAUUGGUGGAGCAGAGGGAGGCUGAAGUUGCUGUGCUUCCGAGAUCGUCACCCUUGGCACGUCUGACACCCUUCGUAUGUCAUCAGGGCCUUAUUAGAGUCGGGGGCAGGCUCCAGGAAUCGUCACUAUCAUUUCAAGAGAAGCAUCCAGUGAUCUUGCCAGGCAGAAGUUUGUUAGUGAGACGACUCAUCGAAGAGGUCCACGCUCUUACACUUCAUGGGGGCACUCAACUGAUGUUGUCUCAUAUUGGCCGUUCGCUGUGGAUAAUUCAGGGUCGACGGGUGGUAUCCGGCGUUUUUCAUCGCUGUGUGAGGUGUCUGCGGUUUUCUCAGCAACGCACUCAGCAGCAGAUGGCCCCUUUGCCAGCAAUACGACUGGAGCCGCAGCGUCCUUUUGCAUCUGCAGGCGUAGAUUACGCGGGCCCUGUACCGGUGUUAUUUUCGAGAGGUCGAGGAGCAAAAGCUACAAAGGGCUAUAUCGCAAUUUUUGUUUGUCUUGUGACUAGAGCAGUCCACAUCGAGAUUGUGUCGGAUCUAUCAACGGGGGCAUUUUUGGCAGCCUAUUCAAGGUUCGUGGCUCGUAGAGGAUGCUGUUCUGUGAUCUACUCCGACAACGCAACGAAUUUCCGAGGGGCGGCGGUGGAGCUCAAUAGAAUGUUUUCAGUCUCUUCAAAGUUUAUCGGAGAAGUCGCAAGUCAUCUGGCACUGAAAGGCACGUCAUGGAAAUUCAUCCCUCCCCGCGCCCCGCAUUUCGGGGGCUUGUGGGAAGCAGCAGUGCGCAGCUUCAAAUUUCAUCUUCGCCGUGCAAUGGGAAGCGCCACUUUGACCUUCGAGGAGCUAUCAACGCUUGCAGCUCGUAUAGAGGCGUGCUUAAAUUCACGUCCUCUCUGUACUCUUAGUGGAGACGCUUUGGAUCAUCUGGCGUUGACUCCUGGACAUUUUUUGGUCGGAUCUGCUUUGCUGUCGUAUCCUGAGCCGUACGAUGAGUCACAUUGUUCCACUAGUUUGAAUCAUCGCUGGAAGCAGAUUGUUAAUAUCCGAAACUCAUUUUGGUCUCGUUGGCGAAAAGAGGUGUUGAAUCAGCUUCAACAGCGCAAUAAGUGGCUUAAGCAGGCUCCAAACAUCGAACAGGGGGACGUCGUAUUGGUUAAGGACGAGCUUGCUCCACCAGCUCAGUGGCCAUUGGCACGAGUACUGCAGGUUCAUCCAGGAAAAGAUGGUUUGGUACGAGUGGUUACCUUAAAGACAUCAAAAUCGGUUUUCCUACGCCCCGUGGUCAAGCUUAUUCGAUUACCUACCGAGUCGCAGGCUGAAGAAUGUUUAAGUAAAAUUAAAUCAGGACAAGAAAAGUGA